This is a messenger RNA of Bactrocera oleae (olive fruit fly), 699 nucleotides long. Its product is annotated as lysozyme 1. The record is from RefSeq and is a predicted model, not a curated record. NCBI's taxonomy places the organism in Eukaryota, Metazoa, Arthropoda, Insecta, Diptera, Tephritidae. Gene Ontology annotation, molecular function: lysozyme activity.
UAUAUGCGUAAGCGAUAAACUUGCAAGAUUACCAUAUAUAAAUCUAACUAUCGACUUUUAAUUAACACUCUUUUCUUCACUCAAGUGUGAUAAUGUAAUCAAUGUACACGUUUUCUUAUCAUUUCUUGUUUUGCAACAAAUUUACUAUAAAAGCGGAACGCUUUCUUUUGCAUAAGCAUACGUUUCUAAUUAAUAGUUAACACACUACGCAAACAAAAUGAAAGUUUUAGCAUUCUUCAUUCUCGCUUUGGCUUUGGCCGCGCCAGCCUUUGGCAUAACUUUCGACCGUUGCUCGUUGGCUCAUGAGCUGUAUAGCUUGGACGUACCAAUGGAUCAAUUGGCACGCUGGACUUGUAUUGCUGAACGCGAGAGCUCUUAUCGCACCGGUGUUGUGGGCCCAACCAACUCUAACGGUUCCAACGAUUAUGGUAUCUUCCAGAUCAAUAACUACUAUUGGUGCCAGCCUGCCAACGGUCGCUUCUCCUACAACGAAUGCAAUUUGAGCUGCGAUGAUUUGUUGACCGAUGACAUUAGCGACUCAGUACGUUGCGCACGCCAGAUACAAAGACAACAGGGUUGGACUGCUUGGGCCACCUGGAAGUAUUGCAACGGUACCUUGCCCAGCAUUGACUCAUGCUUUUAAGCUUUAAUAUACUAAUAUUUGCUUCAUAUUGAAUAAAAUUAAAUAGAUAAAAUAAA